This is a messenger RNA of Colletotrichum acutatum, 1739 nucleotides long. RefSeq lists its product as uncharacterized. The record is from RefSeq and is a predicted model, not a curated record. The coding region runs from base 1 to 1449 and encodes 482 amino acids. The transcript has 3 exons. Lineage: Eukaryota; Fungi; Ascomycota; Sordariomycetes; Glomerellales; Glomerellaceae.
AUGAGGCCGACCAGCUCAGUGCCCAACAUCUCCGUGCCCUCCUCCAAUCCACAAUUGGGCAUGAUCCUCUUAAGGCAUGGCCCCGAGUAUGAUUCUCGGUUUCGGAAACGUGGACAUGCGUAUGGCGCGCUUUCACUUUUGAUCUGCAUUUUGCUCUUAGCUGAAAAUCCAGUCUCGCGCACCUUUUGCAGACGAAAAGUCGCAGCUACCUGUUCAUUCUUUGUCUCUAAUGGUUUGCGAGUACUUUUCAAAGCUGAUGAAGAGGAGAUAUCUGGUAUUUGGGGCAACGAUGUCACGAUCCUGUCUUCUGUGGGACGUGGUCUGUUCAGCUACUCCAAGAAAUCGAGGCAAUUUGGGGACUGGGAGGACUGGAAGAAUGGAGAGUAUCAUGCCUUCACUUCAGCCAUUAAACGAAUCAAGCAGUUGCCAAAUAUCAGAGCUAUCGAGCUGCACUUUAGCGAGAAAUGUAAAGGCCGGUGGUCCAAUCUUCAUGACGCGUGGGACGACGUCGAGCCCAGCGAGACCCGACUAAACACACUUAAGGCGGUUUUCGAGGCCAUUCGGGAACGUGCAGUUCAGUCUAAUGCCGAAGUCAGCACAAUUCGGUCCUUGACGAUUCGAAACCUCCAAAACAUGCCGCAUCAAGAAUUCGUCAACUCUGGUCUUUUCAAAGACGUCGCCAAGGACAUCGACCAUUACCACCUGUUGAUUACAGAGGAGUACAAUGAACACGGCCCAGACCGCGACACAUUUAUGGAAGAGCGCCUGGAGUUCGAGAGCCAUCUGCAGCGACAAUUUCUUCCUCACUUCGCGGCUAAUCUCACCGCUCUGACCUUGAACUUCCACGAGUGUUGGGGCACCAUGCCGGGAUACUUCGAUGGGGCAGGCCUAGAGUUCCCUCGCCUAAAGACGCUGAACCUGGGAAACUUCGUCAUCAGCAACAAUCGUCAUUUUGACUGGGUUCUCUCACAGAAAUCGCUCGAAACUUUGCGUCUGGACAGCUGUCAUAUUAUUUCUCACAUUCAGGUUGACACUGAGGAAACCAAGGAGUGGCGUAUUCACACGGAAGACUGGCAACGCCUGCCAAAAGGCUCGUACGGCAUCUCGUAUGACAAUGCUGAGCUCUACAGGUUCGAUGGCACGUGGGAGUCUACUUUCGACAAGAUCCGAAACAAUCUUCCCUGCCUCAUGGACUUUCGCUUUGAUGGGCAGUUCUACGGACUUCACUUUCUCCGUCCUUCAAGGAUCGAUACCGUGCUGCAUCCGAGUCGGUACAUCAACUUCGACGCAGGAACCUGUCCUAGUCCAUGGUUGACUUCAAAUAGUGAGACUGGUGAGAUGGAGUUUGGAGAUUACGAGUGUUCUGUGAACCGCUCUGAAGAAACAAAGGAGGGCGACACCAGAGCGUUCAGAGAUCUUCUCAGUGCCUGCCAUGAGAGGCAUAAGUAGUGUAAGGUGGAAUUGACGGUAGGGCGAUACCCAUAUCGCGCGGAAUUCAGAACAGACAAUAGAUACAGCAAAUUGGAAGAAUUCCAUGAAGACUUAAGACUUUUCAUAGCGUAGAUUGAUCCGGGUUACAAGACUCUAAGUCCUGCCGUUUUUCAUUUCAAAUACACACGGCUACAUAUGCAGAAGUAAAAUCUGCAACAUGAAAUACAUGUUUGUCACCAACACCAUCAUCUAGCUUAGCUGUACCAAACAACAUUAGCCGGUCCUGAUGCCAAUGCGAGGUGCGCAAC